UUACCCCUUGGGAGAGAAGGGAGCUAAAUAAUCCUAUUACCCCCGGGCAGGAUAAAUCUCCCUCCCGAAAAGCCCCCCAGAGCAUCUCCGGGCUGUGGGACGGAGGGAGCACCUCUGGCCUCGGGAACCGUGGGACUGUCAGGUGCAAGCAGCUGUCCCGUGCCAGCGCCGGAUCCGCAGGGAACGCCGUGAGCUGGGGCUGGCUGCCAGCCCCCCCCAGAGCCAUGAGCCUGGAGCCCCCCAAGCUGGAGGUGAAAUCGGCCACGAGGGUGACCGGGGGUCCCGCCACCCCCCGCAAAGGACCCCCCAAGUUCAAGCAGAGGCAGACGAGGCAGUUCAAAAGCAAACCCCCCAAAAAGGGGGUGCAGGGGUUCGGUGACGACAUCCCAGGCAUGGAAGGGCUGGGAACAGCCCAGAUCAUCCGUGUGCAGUCGCCAGAGGGAGUGAAGAGAAUCACGGCCACCAAGAGAGAGACGGUGGCAACGUUCCUCAAAAAGGUCGCCAAGGAAUUUGGCUUCAGGAAUAAUGGCUUUUCCGUGUACACCAACAGGAACAGGACAGGGGAGAUCACAGCAGCCCAGAACAAAUCCCUCAACCUGCUCAAAAUCAAGCACGGGGAUAUGCUGUUCCUUUACCCCCUGAGCCCAGCUGGCUCCUCCUCAGAGACCAUGGACACCUCUGUCUCCCAAAAUUCCCGGCCUGGGGCUGCCCCCCAGGUGGUGGAGGAUGAGAUCGACCAGUACCUGAUCAAGCAGGAUGGGAAGAUUUACCGGAACCGAGACCAGCAGCUGUGUCGUCACGGCCCCCUGGGUAAAUGUGUUCACUGUGUCCCACUCGAGCCGUUCGAUGAGGAUUAUUUGAACCAUCUGGAGCCUCCUGUGAAGCACAUGUCAUUCCAUGCCUACAUCAGGAAGCUGACCGGAGGGGCAGACAAGGGGAAGUUUGUAGCCCUGGAGAACAUCAGCUGUAAGAUCAAGUCGGGGUGUGAGGGACACCCUCCCUGGCCAGAGGGGAUCUGCACCAAGUGCCAGCCCAGCGCCAUCACCCUCAACAGACAGAAAUACAGGCAUGUUGACAACAUCAUGUUUGAGAACCACACAAUUGCAGAUCGCUUCCUAGACUUCUGGAGGAAGACAGGGAACCAGCAUCUGGGAUAUCUGUACGGCCGGUACACGGAGCACAAAGACAUCCCGCUGGGCAUCCGGGCAGAGGUGGCGGCCAUCUAUGAACCCCCCCAGAUCGGGACACAGAACAGCCUGGAGAUCCUGGAGGAUCCGAAAGCCGAGGUCGUGGAUGAGAUCGCGGCAAAGCUUGGCCUGAGGAAGGUCGGCUGGAUAUUCACUGACCUGGUCUCUGAGGACACACGGAAAGGCACCGUUCGGUACAGCAGGAACAAGGACACGUAUUACCUGAGUGCAGAGGAGUGCAUCACAGCUGGCAACUUCCAGAACCAGCAGCCCAACAUCUGUCGCCUCUCCCCAGAUGGGCACUUUGGAUCCAAGUUUGUCACGGUUGUGGCUACAGGUGGUCCUGACAACCAGGUGCACUUCGAGGGGUACCAGGUGUCGAACCAGUGCAUGGCCCUGGUGCGGGACGAGUGCCUCCUGCCCUGCCGGGACGCGCCGGAGCUGGGCUAUGCCAAGGAGUCCAGCAGCGAGCAGUACGUGCCUGAUGUGUUCUACAAGGACAUAGACAAGUUUGGGAACGAGAUCACCCAGCUGGCUCGCCCGCUGCCGGUCGAGUACCUCAUCAUAGACAUUACUACAACUUUCCCCAAGGAUCCAGUCUACACUUUUUCUAUUUCUCAAAAUCCAUUCCCCAUCGAGAACCGUGAUGUGCUGGGAGAAACUCAGGACUUCCACAGCUUGGCCACGUACCUGUCCCAAAACACAUCCUCCAUUUUCCUAGACAUCAUUUCUGAUUUCCAUCUGCUCCUCUUCCUGGUCACAAAUGAGGUCAUGCCUCUGCGGGACAGCAUCAGCUUGUUGCUGGAAGCCGUGAGGACCAAAAAUGAGGAGCUUGCACAGACCUGGAAAAAAUCUGAGCAGUGGGCGACCAUCGAGCAGCUCUGCAGCACGGUGGGUGUCCCGCUCUCGGGAAUGCAGGAAUACGGCGCCAUGGGGGGCUCGUCGCACGCCGUGGCCGCAGCCAUGUGGCCCUGCCAGCACUGCACCUUCAUGAAUCAGCCGGGCACGGACCACUGCGAGAUGUGCAGCCUGCCCCGUUCCUAGCCCCGCUCCCGCCCCGAGCCUCCCCGGAGCAGCCGGCGCGGCGCUUGUCCCUCCCCUUCCUCCCUUCAGCUUCCAGCUCCGGCUGCGGAGCCGGGCACGGGGUGGCUCCAGCCCCCCAGUUACUCCUCGCUCCCUUUCGGGGGCCAUCCCGGAGCCGCUUGGUGCUCCCAGCCCGGAGAACUGACGCUUCCCCUCAGCCCGUGCCCCGGGCUGCCCCCCCAUCCCCACUGCUGCCAGCCUGCCAGGGGGACCC
Molecule: messenger RNA, 2484 nt
Organism: Manacus vitellinus (golden-collared manakin)
Lineage: Eukaryota; Metazoa; Chordata; Aves; Passeriformes; Pipridae
Gene: NPLOC4
Product: NPL4 homolog, ubiquitin recognition factor
Exons: 19
Coding region: 225-2231 (668 amino acids)
Biological process (GO): visual perception; ubiquitin-dependent protein catabolic process
Cellular component (GO): nucleus
Molecular function (GO): cGMP binding; ubiquitin protein ligase binding; 3',5'-cyclic-nucleotide phosphodiesterase activity
Source: RefSeq, a predicted model, not a curated record